Camelus dromedarius (Arabian camel) is the source of this 4313-nucleotide messenger RNA. It is a transcript of the gene SLC34A2, whose product is annotated as solute carrier family 34 member 2. Gene Ontology annotation, cellular component: brush border; apical plasma membrane; vesicle. The record is from RefSeq and is a predicted model, not a curated record. Gene Ontology annotation, molecular function: sodium:phosphate symporter activity. The coding region runs from base 254 to 2434 and encodes 726 amino acids. NCBI's taxonomy places the organism in Eukaryota, Metazoa, Chordata, Mammalia, Artiodactyla, Camelidae. Gene Ontology annotation, biological process: intracellular phosphate ion homeostasis; sodium-dependent phosphate transport. The transcript has 13 exons.
CUCGGGCGACGCCGCGUCCGGGCGGGUUGGGCGCGCGGCAAAGCAGCCGGGGCUCAGGGCGCGCGGGGCGCCGGCCGACGGUGCGCGGGGACAUCCGCCGCCUUUGGGCGCGGGGGACCGUCUGAGGUUUCUCCUCGCAGCCCGUCCGCUUCUUUCCUCCACGCAGCGGCCGAGGUCGCGAUGGGCUCAUUAAGCCGGCAGGUAGGCAGUGCCCCGGCGGCGGCAGGCGGUCCUGGAAUGUGCGAGGGGCGUGAUGACUGCAGCUGCCGCCGGCCUUUUUGCGCAACACCUUCACUAUAUAUACCCUGGUGGUGCGCUCCACCUGGGUGCCUGCUCCGGUCCAUUACCUGCGCAGGGAGCACCGACCAUGGCUCCUUGGCCUGAAGUGGAGAAUGCCCAGCCUAACUCUGAUAAAUACAUUGAAGGCACCGCUGGUCAGCAGUCCACCACGCUUGCAAAAGACAAGGAAACCAACAAAGAUGACACUGGGACCCCUGCAACCAAGAUGGAACUUCUGCCAUCCUAUUCCACCGUGGCACUGAUAGAGGAGCGCACAGAGGUGGAGGACCCCUGGGACCUGCCUGAGCUUAAGGACAAGGGGAUCAAGUGGUCAGAGAGAGACACCAAAGGGAAGAUUUUCUGUGUCUUCCAAGGCAUUGGGAAAUUAAUUAUGCUCCUGGUAUUUCUCUACUUCUUCGUGUGCUCCUUGGAUGUUCUCAGCAGUGCCUUCCAGCUGGUUGGAGGAAAGGUGGCUGGCCAAUUCUUCAGCAACAACUCCAUUAUGACCAACCCUGUGGCGGGGUUGAUGAUCGGGGUGCUGGUGACAGUCCUGGUGCAGAGCUCCAGCACCUCCACAUCCAUCAUUGUCAGCAUGGUGGCCUCGUCAUUGCUGACUGUGAGGACUGCCAUCCCCAUUGUCAUGGGGGCCAACAUUGGGACCUCAAUCACCAACACCAUCGUGGCUCUCAUGCAGGCAGGAGACCGGAAUGAGUUCAGAAGGGCCUUUGCUGGGGCCACAAUCCAUGACUUCUUCAACUGGCUCUCCGUACUGGUGCUCUUGCCUCUGGAGGCUGCCAGCUCUUACCUGGAGAGGCUGACCAACCUGGUGGUGGACUCCUUCCACUUCAAGAGCGGAGAGGAUGCCCCGGAACUUCUGAAAGUGAUCACAGAUCCCUUCACGAAGCUCAUCAUCCAGCUGGAUAAAGAUGUUAUCAACCAAAUUGCGAUGAAUGAUGAAACAGCUAAAAACAAGAGUCUGAUCAAGAUUUGGUGCAAGACUUUUACCAACGUGACUGAGAGGAAUGUCACUGUCCCCUCACCUGAGAACUGCACCUCCCCUUCCCUCUGUUGGACGGAUGGUUUGUACACCUGGACCAUCAAGAAUGUGACCUACCAGGAGAACAUCGCCAAGUGCAAGCACAUCUUCGUGAGUUUCAGCCUUCCAGAUGUUGCCGUGGGCGUCAUCCUGCUGGUAGUGUCCCUGCUAGUCCUCUGCAGCUGCCUGAUCCUAAUUGUCAAGCUCCUGGGCUCCGUGCUCAGGGGACAGGUAGCUGUUAUCAUCAAGAAGACCAUCAACACAGAUUUCCCUUUCCCCUUUGCCUGGUUGACUGGCUACCUGGCCAUCCUCGUUGGGGCAGGCAUGACCUUCAUCGUUCAGAGUAGCUCCGUGUUCACAUCUGCUAUGACCCCGCUGAUCGGUAUUGGUGUGAUAUCCAUUGAGAGGGUAUAUCCACUCACACUGGGCGCCAACCUCGGCACCACCACCACAGCCAUCCUGGCCGCCUUAGCCAGCCCCGGCAGUACUUUGAGGAGCUCAAUCCAGAUUGCCCUGUGCCACUUUUUCUUCAACAUCUCAGGAAUCUUGCUGUGGUACCCAAUCCCGUUCACCCGCCUGCCCAUCCGCCUGGCCAAGGGGCUGGGCAGCAUCUCCGCUAAGUACCGCUGGUUUGCCAUCGUCUACCUGAUCAUCUUAUUCUUCCUGGUCCCGCUGUUAGUGUUUGGCCUCUCACUGGCUGGCUGGCCAGUGCUGGUGGGCGUGGGGGUGCCCAUCAUCUUCGUGAUCUUGCUGGUGCUGUUCAUCAGGCUCCUGCAGUCCCGCUGCCCGCGUGCCCUGCCCCGGAAGCUCCAGAACUGGGACUUCCUGCCCUUGUGGAUGCACUCGCUGAAGCCCUGGGACAGGGUGAUCUCCAAGCUCACCAGCUGCUGUCAGCAGCGCUGCUGCUGCUGCUGCGGCGUGUGCUGCCGCGUCUGCUGUCAGCUGUGUGGCUGCCCCAAUUGCUGCCGCUGCAGCGGGUGCUGCAAGGACCUGGAGGAGGUGCAGGAUGUCCCCGUUAAGUCCCCCCAGGCUUUUGAUAACAUGGCCAUGGACAAAGAGGCCCAGGACGGGGUCCCCAAGUCCAUGGUAGAUACAAAGAUCACCAUCACAGCCUUGUAGGGCGGGGCUGCCUGGAGGCGGGAAAAGGGUCCCACAGCCCACGCACUCAUCCUCCUUCCUGGUUCUGCAUGCCUUCCUCCAACUCCACCUCCAUGGGGAUUUGUUCCCCAUCGAGAAAUGACAUCCGUCCUCACUCGCAUUCCCUUAGCCCAGUGUAUCAGCCUACACGUAGUUCCAUCUCAGCCCCGCGCUCCCGCUCCCUGGGUCUUCCAUACCCAGGAUGGCGCAGAAACACACUGGGGAAACCUGGCCAGAGAGAUGAUUACAGCCACCCCUGCACACAGCUGGGCUGGUCACUGGGACUUUUUUUUUUUCAUACUCAAGCCAUCCUCUUCCAAAGGAAAAGCCCCAAGGAAGGAAUUUAUGGAAGGUUCUCAAAGGCCCAUAAAUACAGAUACUUUUUCUUUAUCCUGAUACAGCUCAGGCUUCUGACAGCUUCAGACCAAUGACAGGCUUUAAUAACCAAGAGCGGCUGCUCCCGGGCGUGCUUGCCCCACAGCAGCCCAGUUCAGGGGAAACUGUGUAACUGUUUGGGGACUUGGAGGAGCCUUUGCCGCUUCAUGUUGCAGAGCAACGCUCCCCAAAUCCCCUGUCAGGGUUUUCUCACCUGGGCAGGGAUGGCCAGUCCAAGCCAUUUAUCUGCUGUGCCCUCUGAGUUUCCAAGAUGGGAGCCACAUCUGAGCUGCAGAGAGGGGUUCAGAAAGGUGCGGCUCAGUCUUCCUAAAGAGAGAGUGGUCCUGCCUGUGAGCUGGCAGAUGGAAGAAGAGAGCAAGGGAGCGGUGAACAUCUGGGGGAGAUGGUUAAUCUGGCUAAUUUAGAAGCCAAAUUGGCUGACAUUUUGGCUAAAGCCUAGUGCUACUCUCUUGUUCAGAUAAAAAUCAUCUCAGCCGAGUCUUUUGGAAUAAGAUAUGCAGGUUCUCCGAGUCCCCUCCACUGUGCCACCUUGAAUCCUAGGAGGUGCGUAAACAUGAAACAGUUCUACACCUCUCUGCCGCAUCGCUCCCUGUGCAGGAUGACAGACUGGGUCAGCUUUUGGUGAUCAGCUUCUGUCCAUACACCCACCCAUCUGUCCCUCCAAGCCAGAACCCGUUUUUCAAACAUUCUCCCAUAUCCCCAUAGACGAACUUUGAUUUUCUGUCCUCUCACCAUGCCUGCAAAGCUCAAAACUUUUCACGUGGGAAAAAUCAAGGGCAGAAAUCAGGGCAUGACUAUAGACUGCUCACAGAACCACAGAAUCAUCAGGUGGCAGUGGGGACUGUGUGUGUCUGUGGGUCCAAGGAGUGUGCCCCUUGUCCCAGAUGCCUUCUCUGUGCCUUCUAGAGCCCCCCGUUGUAUUUAUACCUCCUCUUUCCAUUGCUCCUUACCCUCAGUUCUCCCGGAGAGUUUCAGCUGAGUCUGGGAAAAGGUGUCAGUGCAGUUGUGUGCCAAGACCCUGCUCUCCCCUCUCCCCACCCUCGCUUCUCCAUCCUUUUCACAGGUUGGGGUACCAAACUGAGCCUCCCCUGAUCUUCCUUGUAUAGAUAUCGAUUCCCAACCAGAGCCAUUAAUACUAUAUAUUUAUACUCAUGCAACUGUACAGCAUUUUUCAUAAGUUAUGUAGUAAAUAGUACUGUGAUUUGUGUUAUGAAGUGCUCUCAUUUGGAGACAAGGCUGGGUUCUACUAACACCACCUUUGUAUAUUUUGUAAUUCUGCUUUUUAAAUAUGCUUCUCCAGCCACACCCAUGCCAUACACCCUGUAAAUAUGUAAGUUAAGCCUGGUCAGGGCUGUGGCCCUCUUUAUACUCUGAUUUUAAAAAAUUGAAUCCUUGUACCUGCAUUGAUUGUAUUUUUUUACUGGUUGUGGGACCUGAGAAAUAAACAAGAUAAUCAAAUCCAAAA